This is a messenger RNA of Lichtheimia ornata, 1899 nucleotides long. RefSeq lists its product as uncharacterized. The transcript has 2 exons. Gene Ontology annotation, cellular component: SCF ubiquitin ligase complex. Lineage: Eukaryota; Fungi; Mucoromycota; Mucoromycetes; Mucorales; Lichtheimiaceae. Gene Ontology annotation, molecular function: protein binding. The record is from RefSeq and is a predicted model, not a curated record. Bases 1 to 1899 code for a protein of 632 amino acids. Gene Ontology annotation, biological process: SCF-dependent proteasomal ubiquitin-dependent protein catabolic process.
AUGACUCAAUCCCCACAAUGCAACUUGUCGACUCUGAAUCUAAGCGCCUUGGAAUUGUCAAAGCUUGCCAACUUCGACGCUGCUCUUCACGAUGCUAACAUUAUGCAACAGACCUCACCCACUUCAGCACUUGGAUAUAUACGCGCAGCCGCUAUUUACAGUGAACAAGGAAAACAGCAUGAUGCCAUCGAUGUCUGCACCAAGGGACUCAGCCUUGUGGAUACCAACGACACACACUAUGCUAUACUGCAACAAGUCAAACAUGUUGCCAUGCGACGCCAGAAUAAACGCAUUGAUUUUAUCAGCCAACUCCCCGUUGAGAUUGUUGUUACAAGGAUCAUUCCCCUUUUUAUGGAUUGUGAUUUUCUGGAUUUGAGUAUUCCGUAUGCUUACAUGCAUGUGUCCAAAGUAUGGCGUGAUCGUAUUCAUGAAUGCUUCGGUGGAUUACGUUUUAUGGUCGGCGUUGAUGAGGAUCCCAAGGGGGAUAGCUGUUCACAACUUGUCCAGUUUGCUCGUCACGCAAAGGGAUUGAUUGUUGCAUCGUAUUCUCAAGGAGCAUGGUUAAGCGAUAUACUACGUGAAAACGACUUUGGCCUGUUACGUGACCUGCACAUUAAUGGCUUUGCGAAUGUUCAUGGUAUCGGAUUUCUGUCAGCAUUAAAGUCAAUCAGCAACACCUUGACACAUCUCCAUAUCAAAAUCAGCCUUGAAGACAACAUCCUACCAACAGCUGAUAUUGUAUCUGCUUGUCCCAAUCUCAAGACACUCGACAUAGUCAAUCCAUUCGAUGCUGAUAUGAGUUCUCUCCCUAUGACAACAUGGCCCAACAUGAAGAAAUUAUCAAUCACCAAGUCAAGCAAAAGGAUCAGCAGCGAUCAGGUGGUCGAGAUAGCGAAACGGUUUCCAUCACUCAGAAGGCUUACGCUGUUGCCAUGCAACGAUACACAAUCUGCAUUGAUCUUGCCAGAAUAUUGUUCAUCCAUCACAAUGCUUCGCCUUCAGGUGAAUGAUAAAGGCGUGCAGCUCAGCUAUUCUGAUGAAGGAUAUCCAUGCGAUGAAAAAGGAAUCACGGCGCUUUCUGUUGACGGCUUUUCAUGGACUCAUUACAGUGAUCACAACAUCAUUCCUUUAUUGAAGCAUUAUCACAAAAGAUUGAUCUACCUUGAAUGGGAUAUCGUUCUUGACAUCAAAGACAACGCUAUUUACAGUAUGCAAUACCCUCGCCUUCAAAAGCUUGUUCUCAACCGAUGUGGAGGAUGGAUACCACGCAAUGCACCUGCACUUGAGGAAUUGGAGAUCACAUCCGACACAAUCUGCACAAAUGAUUUUGUACUUGAUACAAUACCACCACACCUGCAGAUACUCACGCUACGACUUAAUUGGGAAUUGAUACUUUCCACCAGUGAUGCGUCCAUUGAAGGCUAUAUCCACGGUGUCGCUCAAGAAAUACAAUUGAAGGACUUUGUUAUUCGAUUCAACUCCCUUGACGAUACGUAUGGCAUUGAGAAGGUGCUUGAUGCUAUUUGCCACUUGAAUACGCUUACACGUUUGGGAAUUGGUUUUACAUAUCCUUGGGAUGGCUACCAAAUGGAAAGGUUUCUUGACCAGCUUACCAAAGGAUGCCCUUGUUUAUCAUGCCUUGAGAUCAAAUGCCCCAAUGCACCAUCAACCCAAUCAAUGAACACCUUGAAACGACUUGGAUCCCUAAAGGAAAUGGCGUUUCCAAUCAAUGGCAUCGAUGAUGGUGGCAAGUUCUGGAAUGCGGUUCAAACGUUCUCACAGCUCAAGUGCAUUACUAUUUAUCCUGCUCGUGCAGUCAUCAAGAACGAUCUUAAGCGUCUCAAGAGGCUAAGGCCUGACAUGAGGAUUGUUGUCGACACAAUGCAUGGGUUGCUAUGA